Molecule: messenger RNA, 4558 nt
Organism: Mya arenaria
Lineage: Eukaryota; Metazoa; Mollusca; Bivalvia; Myida; Myidae
Exons: 4
Coding region: 102-3767 (1221 amino acids)
Biological process (GO): protein polyubiquitination; negative regulation of translation; proteasome-mediated ubiquitin-dependent protein catabolic process
Molecular function (GO): translation repressor activity; ubiquitin protein ligase activity
Source: RefSeq, a predicted model, not a curated record
CCAGCAAGGGAAGCGACGUGCAGAUAGAGUUUACAUUUUCCGUGUCAAAUUUGGAAAACUUUUCCAAAUCUACAGUACAGAACUGACCGGAAAGGGGGAAGAUGGCAAACAGCAAAAGGAAGAGCUCAGACAAGGGGAGGACAACUCCAGCAAAGAAAAGCAAGACAGACACUCCAAAGUCUACAAAGGCCAAGACACCUGCUAAGAAGGCUGCUCCGAAAACACCCGCCAGAAAAGAAACUCCCAAGUCCGUGAAGAAACCAGCACCAAAGGUCACAUCAACAAAGGUAAAAAAGCCAGAGCCAAAGAAGACCACCAAGACGCCGACCAAAACCCCGGCAAAGGCAGCUUCAAAGACACCUGCCAAGUCAGCAGCAAAAACACCAGCUAAGAAAGCAGCUAAAACACCAGCCAAGUCAGCAGCUAAAACACCAGCCAAGCCAGCAGCUAAAACGCCAGCCAAGCCAGCAGCUAAAACGCCAGCCAAGCCAGCAGCGAAAACGCCAGCCAAAGUAGAAAAGAAGCCAGUUGCUAAGGUUGUCCGGGCAAAGCCUGCUUCAGUGAUCAAGAAGUUGGCCGCUGCCAGUGUAACAAGGGCCAGACUUGAUAAAGCCAAGGCAAUAAAGGCAAAUGCAGCAAGGUCUAAGUUAAAAACCACAAAGGCACAGCUGAAAAAAACAACCGAGUCUGAGAAGAGAACAAAGGCACCAGCAAAGGCACCUCCUAAAGAAACACCAGCCCCUAAAGAGACACCUACUCCUAAAGAGAAAGCUACUCCUAAAGAAAAAGCUACUCCAAAAGAAAGGCCUGCACCAACAGCUGAUGUAAGCAAGAAACGGAAAGCUGAAGAACAGCCAGAGAGUGAAACCCCUAGAAAACGUAGGGUCGUCACUCCCAGUAGAAAGUAUGAUGACUUUGAGGUUGAGAUUCCUAGUUCAUCAAAGAGAACCAUCACACCAAAUAAGAAAUAUGCAGAUUAUGAGACAGAAGGUCCAGCUUCAACUGGAAACAGAAAAGUAUCUGAACUGAGGGCAUAUAUUAUUGAUAAAAAAGCGAAACCUGAAGACAAGAAGACAGAUGCUCAAGCAAGCCCUAAAGCCAGUGGAUCAGCUAAGAAACCAGGGAAAGCAAAGGUGGAUUCUCCAGCUAAAAAGGAAGAAGAAAGCAGUGAAUCUGAUUCUGAGGAUACACCGAAAGUCUUCAAACAAAGCGAAAUGAAGCCAGCAGAAAAACUCAUGAAGAAACUCCAGAAGAAACUUGAGAAAGAGGCUAAGGCAGUUUCAGGUUCUACUCCUGAAAGUAGAGAGAAAGCUAAAAUCAAGAUCACAAAAGUAGUUGAAUAUAACAAGCCUGCGUCUUCCGAUGAUGCUGAAAUGAAGAAACUUGCUAAGAAGGUAGCUUCAUCUGCAACAACAAAAGCAACUCCCAAACCAAAACAAGCAGUUGCCAAAACAUCUGCCCCAGAAACCAACCCAAAGAUACCAAAAGCUAAAGCAACGCCUAAGCCAGGAUCAAAAGCAGCUGCAAAAAAUACAGUCGAAAAGGUUAUUAAGGCUAAGAAGUUCAAGGAGAUCAAAAGAGACGAAAGACCAAUCCAAGCCCAGUUCCUAUGUCAGAAAACCAUCAAGCUGAAUAGUGACAACAAAGAUGGCAAAUGCUGGAUCACUGGCAUCAGCGUGUACCCAAGUGGAGAAAUCAUUCUUGUUGACAUGGCGAACAAGAAAAUAAAACUGUUCAGCGCAGAAUUCCAGUAUCUUAGCCAAUGUCAACUUGACACCAUCCCCCAGGAUAUCUCUGUCAGCCCAGUUGAUGCAAGUUGCGCAUUCUUCACUAAGCCGUUUUCAAAAGAGGGUAUUCAGAAGGUCAUUAUGUCCGAUGGCAAAUUGACCUUGAAGGAAUACUUCACCACCAAUGGAACCAACAGGGGAAUUGCAUGUAUUAAGGCUGGCAUUUUAACAUCUGUACAGGAUGGCCGAUACCAUGAUGUUGACAUCAACCACUUUAAGGUCUACUUGCUCGACUACUCUGGUAAUAUGCUGCAGUCCGUCUCGACAGAUACAAAUGGGUCACGUCUGUUUAAGCUUCCCCUGUACUUCACUGUCUCCAGCACUGGGAAACAGGUUAUUGUCUCAGAUUGCAUCAAGCAGAACUCAUACAUUGUAAGUGUUGACAUGACUGGGAAGAUCUACUUCAAGUACGAGGGGUUUGGUGGUGAUAACCUGAUUACUCCUCGAGGUAUCACAAGCGAUGAUGAAGACAAUAUCUAUGUUACUGAAUGGGAGAAAAAUACAAUCUACAUUCUCAACUCAGCUGGUAAGCGAACACAAACAUUGUUCAACCACAAGGAGCUGCUGCAAGACAAGUUAGAUGGUCUAGUUAAGCCUUAUCAGCUUUGCUUCUACAAAACUGAUGCCAAGAAGAAGCUAAUUGUUAGCCAGGAAUCUUGUGACACUCUCAAAGUGUUCAGAAUCUUAAAGAAAGAAGAAGUUGAGGCAGAAGCGAAAAUUAAAGCAGAGGAAGCAGCCAAGAAGCCAGUUGAAAAUGGAGAGGCAGAGAAAGCAAAAAUUGAAGUGGCAGAAGGUGACAGUGUUGAACAGGAGCUUAAACCAGUACAAGUCUCAAAGCCUAGCGAAUCCCCUGUGAAAGUAUUAAAGGAGACUGGCUCUCCUGUUAUGAUUAAGAAACCAGAAAUGGUUACAGUUACAACAUCUACCAAAGAAGGAUCCGUGAAGCCUAGAGUUGAGUUUGUUUCAAUUGCUUCAGUCUCAAAAGAAAGCCCAGUGAAACCCAAAGUUAUCCAAAUAAAGAAACCAGUCCCCGCUCAACCUAGCCAGCAAAAAAAAGUUGAAGUAAUUGUUGCUCCAAAGUCAGCGGUUGGGGUUAAACCAAUGGUACAAGUCAUUGACAAGAGAGAAUCAACUUUAGCACCAGUGAGGAGUGCACAAAUUGUCAAAACUGUAGUUUCUGCUGCACCUAUUGUUAGAUCUCCACAGACAGCACAGCAAAUAACAGUUCUACAACCUCCUGAAGAAGCAAAGACCGGUGAAAUCUUUGCUAACACAGUUGGUGACUUUGAUGAUGAAACUGAACAAGUUGACUCUGAAAUGAAUGGUAAGCUGCAGGAUUUAGUGAAUGCAUUCGACAAUGAGGCUGGAGCAGUGGAAAAUGCUGGGAUGCCUAUCCAGCAAGUAGAAGAGAUGGGACUGGGAAUGCCUGUAGUUGGGCAACAAGUAACCGAAACACAGGAACAGCAAAUAAUUGAACAGGUCCAAGAUAUUCCUAUUGCCCAUGUUGAGGCUUCAGAAAUGCCACAAGAAACAAUAGAUGCUCAUCAACAGUUCACAGAAGUUCCAGAUGAGAUGACAGAAAUUAUUCAGGUAGUUUCAGAUCCGCAGGUGUCAAUUAUACACCCUGGAGAGUCAGUAGAGCAGGUUACUUAUGUUCAAACAGUGCAAGAAGAUGUGGAGCCAAUGGAAACAGAGGCAGACAGAAUGGAUACUGCAGGAAUUGAACAAACUGUGGAGGAGGUGCGAGUACCGGUCAGCGAUAUGCAUGAUAUGAUUACAAGUGGUGAAAAUAUGUACCAGUCUGGUGAUGUUAUGGACACAGGUGUAAUUGUUGACAACUCCGUAAUGAACUAUGAUGUAGGAGAACAUGAAAUUGUUGAAACCACUGUUGUCACUGAGAGUGGUGUCCAACAGUACCAGGAAGUGGUCACCGACGUUCCGCAUGAGUUGGACACUAUUACCACAGAAUUUGUCGUGUAGUGUUAUAAAUUCUACUUAAGAAAUGAUCAUCGACUUCAUUCCUCAUAACCAUACCAUGUGCCUGUUAACUUUGAAAUGAUUAUUGUAUGAUGGUGAACAUUGAUUUGAGUUAGCAAUUGGGAAGUUUUAACCAGAUGUCUUUUUUACGGAAGUAAGAUUUUACUAUUUGGAAAGUUGAUUAUAUGAGUUGUAACUGGAUGAAUCUUUUAUUUUUUUAUUGUUUUUAUUUUGAAGUCUGCUUGUUCUAGUUUUUGUUUUAAUAUUCACAAGUUUUAUAAAGAUUUACGCAAUAAUUAAAUAUGUUCUUGGAAGAAGUGUUAAAAUUUCUAUAAAUAUCUAUGCAUGCUGGAUGUACUGUAUUUUGAUCAUGAUGAUACCAUUUUAUUAAAUGUAAUGUAAAUAAUAAUGUAUUGUACUAAUGCUAUAUGUCUUCAGAAAGUAGCAUUUUUCCAGUUUGAAACAUUAAUAAAUACUUAAAAAAUAUUUUUAAAAGUUACAUUAAAAUAAAAAUAUUUUUGUUAAUAAACAAAUGCAUUAAUGUUUUUUUUUUCUUCAAAAAAUUCAGUGAUUCAGUUUCAAAAAUAUCCCUCUUAUAUUUUGAUGAGAAAUAAUCGUCAAAUGUUAAAAAUUAAAAUCAUUUACUUAUGGAAGACAGGUAAACAUCAACUCUUAUUUUUUUGAACAUUUCAUUUCAUAAUAAUAUAUAUCUCAGAAAAUGUAUUUUUCUUAUGUUUUGUUGUUUGUAUAAUGACUAAAUAUGUACAUUUUUUUUCAAUAAAACUGCUUAACAA